This is a messenger RNA of Exserohilum turcica Et28A, 1362 nucleotides long. RefSeq lists its product as uncharacterized. Gene Ontology annotation, molecular function: flavin adenine dinucleotide binding. Gene Ontology annotation, biological process: butyrate catabolic process; fatty acid beta-oxidation using acyl-CoA dehydrogenase. NCBI's taxonomy places the organism in Eukaryota, Fungi, Ascomycota, Dothideomycetes, Pleosporales, Pleosporaceae. The annotation marks the transcript as partial. The transcript is spliced from 2 exons. The record is from RefSeq and is a predicted model, not a curated record.
GCAUGAACUUCUCCAUCCCCGAUGAUCUGAAGCGAUUCCUUGCUAACCUCGACACUUUCAUUGAAGAGAACAUCAUUCCUCUCCAGAACAAAGACGACAAUAUCCGCUUCUUCGACCACCGCCGCGAGCACGCUCGAACCGACUGGGAUAAUGGCGGACUGCCGCGCAAAGAAUGGGAAGACCUGCUAGCCGAAUCGCGAAGACUAGCCGAUGAAGCUGGCUUUUAUAGGCUUUCACUGCCAAAGCAGUACGGUGGGCAGAACAGCGCCGACGGUCGGGGAAGCAAUCUCUGGAUGGCUGUCAUUCGAGAGCACCUUGCAGCCAAGGGACUGGGGCUAUUCAAUGACCUCCAGACCGAGCAUUCGAUGGUUGGAAAUUUCCCGGGCGUCAUUAUGCUCAUGAACUUUGGCAAUGAACAACAGAAGGCAGAAUUCAUACCGUUGCGACUGCAAGGCAAGUUCAGGAUGACCUUCGGCCUGACGGAACCUGGCCAUGGAUCAGAUGCGACACAUAUGGCUACCAAAGGAAGGCCGGAGACAAGGAACGGAGUCAAAGGCUGGCUGCUGAAUGGAUACAAGAAAUGGCAGACGGGUAUGCACCAAGCCACUCACUGCUCCAUUUUUGCGAGAACGUCGGGCAAUGAUGGCGAGGUCAAGGGCAUUUCUUGCUUUAUUGUGCCAGUCGGGACGUCUGGACUCAAAGCAGAAUCAUACGAGUGGACCUUGAACAUGCCCACCGACCAUGCAACCGUCUCAAUCAAGGAUGUGUGGGUUCCCGAAACUGCAGCCUUAGGACCUAUACAUAAUGGAUUGGGGGUCGCUCAAGCUUUUGUACACGAAAACCGCAUCCGGCAAGCUGCUUCGUCGCUCGGAGCGGCUGUAUAUUGUGUUCAACAGUCUGUCGAAUACGCCAAUGAACGCGCACCUUUUGGAACACCCCUUUCGCACAACCAGGGAAUUCAGUUUCCGCUCGUCGAGCUUGCCACUCAAUGUGAGAUGCUGCGCCAACUCAUACGGAAGACUGCGGUGGAAAUGGACUCGAUGCCACACAACGAGAUUGAAAAGAAGAUCGGAGACAAAGUGUCCAUGUGUAAUUAUUAUGCGAACAGGCUAUGCACUGAGGCAGCCGAUCGAGCGAUACAGGUUCAUGGCGGCAAUGGGUAUUCGAGGCAUUUUCCCUUCGAACACAUUUGGAGACACCACCGACGGUACAGGAUUACAGAGGGCAGUGAGGAGAUCCAGAUGCGUAAGGUGGCCGCUUAUCUGUUCGGCUUUGGCGGCCGGAAGAGCCUGGUUGAUGCGACAAAAUCUGAGUCGAAGUUGUAGUUACCUCGAUUAGGCAAAGGUAUCAUUGGUGUAGUCU